Molecule: messenger RNA, 3285 nt
Organism: Drosophila grimshawi
Lineage: Eukaryota; Metazoa; Arthropoda; Insecta; Diptera; Drosophilidae
Product: PHD finger protein 12
Exons: 5
Coding region: 37-2700 (887 amino acids)
Biological process (GO): negative regulation of transcription by RNA polymerase II
Cellular component (GO): nucleus; Sin3-type complex
Molecular function (GO): protein binding; transcription corepressor activity
Source: RefSeq, a predicted model, not a curated record
UAACAAACUCCUGUUAUCGAAAAAAAGGUUAAAAAAAUGUCUAAGUCCGACCAGGAUCCAAUUGGUUCGCUGAGCAUAAUGGAGCAAAUCAAGAUUCUGAUCAAGCCUCCGCCAAAUGAGGAUGAGAAACUGGUUCAGCGUAGCAACAAUACAAAACACCCAUAUUAUAGGCGUCCUGGACGCGGACAUAACCACGAUUUGUGCGAUGCCUGCGAGGAGGGCGGAAAUUUGCUGUGCUGUGACCGUUGCCCCUCCAGCUUUCACCUGCAAUGCCAUGAUCCACCGCUCAAUGAGGAGGAUAUACCGACCGGUCAAUGGUUAUGCCAUAGCUGUCGCAUGGCCAAAGUCGCACAGCCCACGUCUAACUCGAAAUCCAAUUCAGUGGAGCGUGUGCCGUCAGGAGGCAGCGGUUCACGCGCCCAUACACCCUUAUCCGGUGAUCUGGAGUCGAUACCGUUGAAGAUACGCAAUUUGCGCAAGCGGAGCAGUAGUGACCGGAACAGCACCGAGAAGCUGUUGUCCAAAAUGCCGUUGGCAAUACAGCGCGCCCUUGACCCGAACAGAAAACCAACGCCACUGGACGAUGUAAUACGCGCCGCCAGCAUGAUGAAUCCGCAACAGUUCUCAUUGCCACCAGAGCUGGAGCUGCACACCCAGUUUCCUGGCAAUGGCAAGGUGCAACCGGUGAAUCAGCCACACAGCGGUUCGACUGGUGGCAAUGGCCAUCGCAAGCCGAGCAGUCAGCGACGCAACUCCAAGCCAUUUGAACUGGACGGCCAGGGUCUGGUGCCGUUGCCAGCCAAGACGUGUUUCUAUUGUACGCGCAGUUGUAAACGGGCGCCGCUCAUCUCAUGCGAUUAUUGUCCACUGUAUUAUCAUCAGGAUUGUCUGGAUCCGCCGCUGACAUCACUGCCAGCCGGUCUCUGGAUGUGUCCCAAUCACGUCGAGAAUUUUAUCGAUACCAACAUGGCGAACAGCAUCUCAGCAACGGAACGAGUGCGCCUGUGGAAUCGCUUUCAUCAGCCGCUCGAUCAUGAAAACGUCAAGAUGGAGUUCUUUCGUCGCGUCAAUUCACGCAAUCCACCCUUUCGCAUGAAGCUGAGCACGCGCGGACGCGCCCACGUCGAGGUGCCGCCCAUGGUCCGGUAUCACUACGAGCAUCCGCCGGCACUGCUGCCAUCCAUGCGGCAAACGUUGCGCUAUGAUCGUGUCAAGCGACGCAAACAGCUGCCCACCGCUGUCGAGGAUAUAUCCAGGGAGAGUGUCACCGAAUCGCUGAUCAAAGAUAUUGAGGCAUUGCGCUGUGCGCGUGCCAAAUUUCGAGAGAUCCAACGGGAGUAUGGCAAUGCGGAUCUCGAUGGCAACAUUAGCGACAGCGAUCCAGAAAGCGGAGCUGAACAGCAGCCACAACGGACGAGCAACGGACUAACGACUGCUUCGGCCCACAAGCAGCUGGAAGAUAUUCCAGCUGAUGGACACAAUGAGCGCAAUGAGUCCAUAAACACGCCGGCGGCGCCAUCGGAGCAGCAAAUGAAGCAACAGCAGCAGCAAAAGCCAAACAACAGCUGCUACGGGCCGACGAAUUUGGAAAUUAGCUUCGAGGAGGAUGAGGAUGAUUGCAAAUCGAGCAAUCUGAUUAUUGAUGCGGAUCUGUGUCAUCUAGAUGUGGACAUCAUUAAGAAACUGGCGCAUCAGCGUCUGCAACAGCUCGUCCAGGAGCAUCCCGAGAUUGUUACCCAAUACAAGAAUCGGACUGCGGCGCGUCGAUUGCGACAGCUAUCGGCUAGCGGCGGAGAGUCAGCGCUACAGGGCGAUCUGGCGCCGGAGGAUAUGCGUCGCUUCUCGCUGCUGUUCACCAGCGAAACAUCAUCGAUACUCGCCCAGAAAAAUGGCAAUGCCGCCGAUGAGGAUCCCAUGUUGGCUCUGCAUCCGGCACUAGCCACAGCCGCUGCCAUUGCGGCAGCCGAUGCUGCCGCCGAAAGUUAUGUGCCACGAAUCCGCACCGAUACGGAGAAGGCCUAUGAGCUAGCCAUGCGGCUCGAACUGAAGCUGCUCAAGUGCAAGGUGCGAUCGCGAGCGGUACUCACCCCGCUCGGCGAUAUGCUCGAGGAUAGUCGCUGGUUUAGCUCCCUCGAUCUGGAUCACUCGAUAUUCAUGCGCUAUCGCACACUUUACAUUGGCUAUGGUGGCCAUUAUACGCCCUCAACGACACUGGGGCAAACGGAAACGGUGGAUCUGUCGGCGAUCGGUUAUUGUUCGCGGAUAUCGCAACAGCAUGCAAUCAUAUUCUACGAUGAGUUCUCCAAGUCGUACGAGCUGAUGAACUAUUCCGAAUUUGGCACUGAGGUCAAUGGCCAGCUAUACACAUGCGAUCUGGCCGAUUAUACGCCCACGCAUGCCGGCAAACGGAUGCGUGCCGACGAUACGGAACUCAAGCGGCGCGUCGAUGAUCUGCUCGAUAAGCGUCGCUCCAUCCAGCGACAGUAUGAGGCCAAGGGAGAAGCACACGGCAGACUGGCGCCCGUUGUUAAGGACGCGUGUCGCUGCCAAGCCGCAAGCCCUGUGCCGUUGGUGCCGGGUGCCUGGGAGGGAACCGCUGUUCUCGCCCAUGGCAGCCUAUUGCGAUUUGGUUGCCUCACGUUUGUGUUCGCUGUGUCUCCAACAGAUGCGAUGACUCUGCGGCACAGCAAUGCCAAAUGACAGACCAUGUAGGGGUUAAGUGGCGACAGUGCGAAUGCAAAUCAAUUUGCCGAGCUGGGCCGCAGAAGCAGCAGCAGCACCAGCAACAGCAGCAGCAACAGCAGCAGCAACAGCAGCAGCAGGUGCAGCAAGCGCACAUGUCGCAAAUCUUUACGUUUACUCAAUCAAGCAGCAGUGGCGAGCAGCAAGAAACACCAAUCUCAGUGAUCGGCAAUCGGUUUGGAUCACACACACACACACAACCAGGUGCCCCAGUGCCAGGAAUAUUCCAGCUCCUCAAAAUCCCCAAAUCACCAACUUACGCCACAAAAUAGAAAGAGAGCUCGAAGUGGAGACAGAUAGAGAGAGAGAGAGAGAGAGAUAAAGAAAGUGUGAAGGAUUACAAACCAAUUUUGGGUACAAUUAAUAUUGCGUUAUGCAUCAUUUUUAUUACAUAUGUAAUUUCUUUAUUUUUAUUUUUAUUACUAGAGGUAUCCAUUUUAAAUCCCCAUGAUUCUUUCCCAUUCACUUCAUCUUCUAUAGCUGUAUAAGGAGCAUCGUCGUAACACAUAAUGUUUUGUAAGCAAAUAGAUUUUUCAAAUUCUU